AUGCGGAGUAUCGAAGACAUGAAGUACGACUCGAUCCACGGCAGGUACGACGGCACUGUCGAGGUCGACGGGGACUCUCUGGUGAUCGAUGGCAAGAAGGUGGCUCUGUCGCACACCCGUGAUCCGGCCGAGAUCCCCUUUGCGGCCCAUGGUGCGGACUACGUCUGUGAGUCCACUGGCGUGUUCCUGACCGGCGAGAAGAUCCAGCCGCACCUCAAGGCGGGCGCGAAAAAGGUCGUGUUCUCGGCCCCGGCCAAGGACGACAGCCACACGAUAGUGAUGGGCGUGAACCAGGACACCUACAAGUCGGAGAUGGAGUGCGUCUCCUGUGCUUCGUGCACCACCAACGGCCUCGCUCCGAUGGUGAAGGCCGUCAACGACGCGUUCGGCAUCAAGCGGGGUUUGAUGACCACCAUCCACGCCAUGACCGCGUCUCAGCCCACUGUGGACGGGGCGUCGAAGAAGGACUGGCGUGGUGGCCGCGCCGCGUCUGGCAACAUCAUCCCCUCCUCGACUGGGGCGGCCAAGGCGGUGGCUAAAGUCGUGCCAGAGGUGGCGGGCAAGCUCACCGGCAUGGCCUUCCGGGUGCCUACGAUCGACGUGUCCGUCGUGGACCUCACUUGUGAGCUUGAGAAGGCGACAACCUACGAAGAGAUCUGCGCCGAGAUCAAGCGUCGCUCAGAGGGCGACAUGAAGGGAUUCCUGGGCUACUGCGACGAGGCACUCGUGUCCACCGAUUUCGAGACGUGCCCCAUCUCCAGCACCUUCGACUCCAAGGCUGGCAUCAUGCUGGACCCCACUUUCGUUAAGCUUGUCGCCUGGUACGACAACGAGUGGGGCUACUCGUGCCGCGUCGUGGACCUGAUCAAGCACAUGGCCAAGGUCGACGGAGCCUGA
Messenger RNA from Prorocentrum cordatum, 897 nucleotides. The record is from the annotation of a GenBank genome assembly. NCBI's taxonomy places the organism in Eukaryota, Dinophyceae, Prorocentrales, Prorocentraceae.